This is a messenger RNA of Spodoptera frugiperda (fall armyworm), 459 nucleotides long. RefSeq lists its product as uncharacterized. The transcript has 2 exons. Lineage: Eukaryota; Metazoa; Arthropoda; Insecta; Lepidoptera; Noctuidae. The record is from RefSeq and is a predicted model, not a curated record. Bases 95 to 439 code for a protein of 114 amino acids.
AUUUUCCUCAUAAUCAAAACAGUUCUACUCCACAGAUGUGAGAGUGCACACAUAACCUCAAAAUGUUGUAGUUGGUAAAAAAAUAACUUUAAAAAUGAAGUGUGUUCUAAUUACCGUGUGUUUGAUCCUGUUGUGUGUGUGUUUGAAUGAAGGGAAGGACUUCAUUGCUGGUACGAAAGCGAACAAUCUUUUAAUAUCUACGCAGAAACUCAAAUACAGGAGUAUACCGUUAAUAAGGAGGGACAAGGAUUACACUUACAUUGACUCGAAGGAGAGGAUUAUAAAGGGCAUCAUAGCUCGAGAUCUCUCGCGGACAGACACGGAGGUGACGGUAACAUCAGGCGGCGUCGGCGCAACCAAUGUGACGCUGCACUUCCAAAGCGGGAGGGGAGAAGAACUCAACUAUCUUAUACUAAUAUUUAGCAACAACAUAAAGUAAAAUAUAUCCGUCAUAUAUUA